UGGAGAGGUAGACUACUAGACAAUACACGUUGUUCCUCAUUUAUUGGGGGUGACGUCCUCAUUCGUGACUGUGAAAAUCGUGGUUCUAAAAGCGCGCAACUCACUGUCCACUUCUGUUCCCGAGUGGACUGGCGUGUGGAUUGGCGUGUGAAAUGAGUUGUAGCCCAUUAUGUGUUCCUGAAAGGUGCGACAGACAGUAGGCCUACAGAAACCUUAUUACGAACAAUUUGUCCAGGCGUGUACCACGCGCCCAUGGCUCCAGACAAUGCAAUUUUCGCAUUACUUUUAAGAAAUAUAUUUUUAUGACAUUCUAAGCAACUAUAACACAGAACUGUUACAAGGGCGCUGGCAGAUUUUCUCACGCGCUAUUGAGCAGAUUUAUGGUCUUAGUGUGUAUUGAGAAGAACAAAAGCUAUGAAAUUUCCACUGGAAAACCCUACAAAACAAGUACAAUUGGACCCGGAUCAACAAGUGGGGGUCCAGACCAACUUGGCCCCUCCCAAGAAGGUCCAAUCAGGGAUGAUCCAGUCUAGCCUUGUCCAGGCCAGUGUGGCGGCCAUGCAGAACCCCAUGGGCUGUAAUUCAAAGGGGGCCAACGGCCACUGCCCCUUACCCCGGCUCUCCGUCUCCUCCCGCUCCGCCAGCGUGGUGGCCAGCAUGGACACAACCGGCGACCUCUCGGCCCUCCACUCUGUGAUGAAGUGGAAGACGGUGGUGGUGGUUUUUGUGGUGGUUGUAGCCUUCUUGGUGGGGGGCGGCCUGGCCUUCCGCGCCCUGGAGCAGCCCUUCGAGAGCAACCAGAAGGACAGCAUCACCCUAGAAAAAACUUUGUUCCUGCGGAGGCACCCAUGUGUCACGCCUCCUGAGCUGGAAGCACUGAUCAAGCAUGCCAUAGAUGCUGUCAGUGCAGGAGUCAGUCCGAUCGGAGACACAUCUUACAACUCCAGUCACUGGGACCUGGGAAGUGCCUUCUUCUUUGCUGGGACCGUGAUUACAACGAUAGGUUACGGGAACAUAGCUCCCAGUACGGAGGGAGGGAAGAUCUUCUGCAUCCUGUACGCCUUAUUUGGCAUCCCACUGUUUGGGUUCCUCCUGGCUGGCAUUGGAGACCAGCUGGGGACCAUAUUUGUCAAGAGCGUCUUGAGGGUGGAGAAGAUAUACAGGCAAAAACAGAAAGAAAUAAGCCAGACCAAAAUCAGAGUUACCUCCACCAUACUCUUCAUCCUGGCCGGGUGCAUAGUCUUCGUCGGUGUCCCAGCGGUGAUUUUCAAACAUUUCGAGGGAUGGACGACUCUGGAUGCUAUCUACUUUGUUGUCAUCACGCUAACAACGAUUGGCAUCGGGGACUAUGUGGCAGGUGGGGAUCGGAAGAUCAAGUACAUGAAGUGGUACAAGCCCCUGGUCUGGUUCUGGAUCCUGGUGGGUUUGGCCUACUUCGCUGCGGUCCUGAGCAUGAUCGGAGACUGGCUCAGAGUGCUUUCUAAAAAGACCAAAGAGGAGGUGGGGGAGUUCAAGGUCCAUGCUGCUGAGUGGAAGGCCAAUGUGCAGAAUGAGUUCCGGGAGACGCGUCGGCGGCUGAGUGUGGAGAUCCACGACAAGUUGCAGCGGGCCACCACCAUCCGCAGCAUGGAGCGCAGGCAGCUGGGCCUGGAGCAGAGGACCCACUCGCUGGACAUGUUCUCCCCACAGAAGAGGGCCUUGUUUGUCAGCCUGGACCAGGGCUGCUUCAAGACCUCCUCCCAGGAGAGCAUUGACACCAAGCUGAAUAACUUGAGGUUGCGAGGGGCAGGGGAGCUUUGUUAUGAGCAGCGGAGAGGCAGCGAGCAGACCCAGCAGGCCUCAUCAGAGGACGAUAAGCUCUUCAACCUCCGCUUCCGCUCCCUCACCAAGCUAACCAAGAGACCCAAGAGACGUGACCUGAAGAGUAACAUUCCUGAUGAUGUGCGGAGGGCCUGCGAGGCAAUGGAGAAGAGGGAGGAGGACAUGGAGGAGGUGAAGGAGGAGGAAAGGGGCGAGAGGAAGAAAGGCAACACCAGCUUGACAAAUUUAGAAUACGCAGACGAGCGCAUUAAUAAACUGAACGGUUUUGUACUGGCUCAGGCCAAAGAGAGGGAGAACGCUAGAAUGUUGGAAGGAAGAGAGCUUGAGUCCCAGCUAGAGUGUGCAGAUACCGAGACUGAGUGAGAGAGAAGAAAACUUUUUUAAUGUCUCAAAAUGUGCCUUGCUGUUGUUUCUAUGCUUAGAUUGUUUUGAGUAAAUGGGACUGUUCUGUUCAAAAUCAGUCACUGUGCCCUAGCAAUGUAAAGACUAAUGUUGCCUAAAAGUGGAGAGAAAAGAGACCGAGGCUAGGGUCUAAUUUGGUGAAGACCUAUUUUCUCUUGGAUAGUACUGGACCUACCAGAAUCUCCUUUCCUUUUUAAAGAACACCCACUUGCUACCCAGCCCCACCCCACCCCCCAACAAUAUCCAACAAAAAAGACGCAACGUGGGAUAUAUCUUCUCCUUGUUAACUGAAGGUUAGCAAGUAACCCAGUAAACUAGUGUUUCACCAUCCCAAUGAAAUUUGCACCAACUAUAUAAAUCUUUACUUAUUAUUAUUAAUUUCACACCAGAUAUCUUUAGCCCAGGCUGCUGAACAAAUAUGACUUGAGGGGGAAUUGGAUCGAUAUACAAUGUGUGCAUUUACUGAAAUGAUGUGUACAAUUAUUGAUACAUUGGUUAUGAAAUGUAGCCCUAGGAUAAUCUACUAAUCUUUUAUAACAAAACCCUCUGAUUGUGUAUGCUUUUGACACUAAUUUGGUGUUCUAAAGCUGUCAAUAUAAAGUAUAGAAACUUUAAAGUUCAGGGCCAGCUGUCCUGUUGUAAUUUCAAACAAAUGAAAUGUACUGCAUUAACAUUUAGUACUGUUGAAGUGGAACAUCUAGAAAAUGAAGGGGUUUUUAAGGGCUGGGGUUUAAAAACAAUUCAAUAAAAAAAAAAUACUUAUGAGGUUUUGAUGGCCAUUGAACCCAAUUCAUUUCUGUAUAUCAUAAGAAUGAUUUAUUAGUAUGACAUUUUGUUACUUUGUUCUUUGCUUGAAGAUUAUUUGAUUAUGAAUUAUUUUACACAGCAUAGUAUGUGUGUACUGUAGUUUCCUGCAGUUUAAUGUUUUCUUUCACAGUAAAUGGAAUAUGAUUUUUCUUGUCCACACCAUGUGCUGUGCACUGUAUGUGUUGGUGUUUUCCCCUCACACAGUCAGACGAUGCAUUGCAUUCACCCAGACCAGGGAAGGAACUUACCCUAUGGCUGUAUUCACUUCGCAGAUCAAUGUUUUUGGUCUUCUGCUAUGUCUUUGUCUCAUUGAUGUACUUCCUGAGGUGUUACUCAAUGAAAUGUUUGUCAAUUUGUUCCAAUUUGCUAUUUAUAUGUUUUGUUCAUUUUUAUUUUGCCCUAUUACGGACUGGAGGUGUAGUAAUCAGAAACACUUUUUGAAUGGUGGCUAUACAAACUUUACUCUGUCAAAUACAAUUACAGAAUGUUUUCUGGUAUUAAUGAGGUAGCCUCCCCGCUGAGAUUCGGAUUAAAGCAGAUUGUUCUAAUUCAUGAUGUAACAAAUUAUUAUUGGAUUUUUAGUAUUUGGAACAUUGAAUUCUGUCUUUGGUCCCUGUGGUCUUCUGCAUAGUCAAAGAAGGAGAUGUUGCUGUAGGGACUUAGGCUCACUCGUCAUAUCAAAACCACAACCAACAGUACUGGAUAGAUUGCAAAGCAUGUAGUUCUGAUAAUGAAUAACUACUGUUUGUAACCUCUAAAAAAAUGGCUUACCAUGACAAUGACCUUUCUAUGAACCCGAGUGGAUUGUCUUUGCUCAGUCUUUUUUGUUGUUCACAAUCUAUUUGUGCAAACAUUGCAUCAAAUGUAGUGAGUGCCUUUCUGGGAAUAAAUAUCACUAAAGAAAAUUAAGCUACUUUUGUGAAAUAGUUUCUUAUCAAGUGUAUUGCCUGUGACUUCAUUCCCACGUGUCCCUUAAAGUCCACAACCACCAUUAUUUCCAAACCUGUGAUUAACAUAAUUGGAUUUCUGAUUAAGGAAAUUAUGAGAUUUGACUUCCAGAACAGUUUCACUUAGCUAGCUUUGCUUUCCGGUCACAUUGUUGACCUUGGGUGAA
Molecule: messenger RNA, 4144 nt
Organism: Oncorhynchus tshawytscha (Chinook salmon)
Lineage: Eukaryota; Metazoa; Chordata; Actinopteri; Salmoniformes; Salmonidae
Product: potassium channel subfamily K member 10
Exons: 7
Coding region: 415-2184 (589 amino acids)
Biological process (GO): potassium ion transmembrane transport; stabilization of membrane potential
Cellular component (GO): membrane
Molecular function (GO): potassium ion leak channel activity
Source: RefSeq, a predicted model, not a curated record